This is a messenger RNA of Chionomys nivalis (European snow vole), 1268 nucleotides long. RefSeq names its product nucleophosmin. Gene Ontology annotation, cellular component: centrosome; nucleoplasm; cytoplasm. Lineage: Eukaryota; Metazoa; Chordata; Mammalia; Rodentia; Cricetidae. Gene Ontology annotation, biological process: ribosomal large subunit export from nucleus; ribosomal large subunit biogenesis; regulation of centrosome duplication. Gene Ontology annotation, molecular function: chromatin binding; histone binding; RNA binding. The record is from RefSeq and is a predicted model, not a curated record. Bases 85 to 963 code for a protein of 292 amino acids. The transcript has a single exon.
UCCGUCCUGCGUGCCUGUUCUGAGGAGCAGCAGGCAGAACCCUCCGGCCGACUUCUCUGCCACCGAAGAACGCGCCUUCACCUCAUGGAAGACUCCAUGGACAUGGACAUGAGCCCUCUAAGGCCUCAGAACUACCUUUUCGGUUGUGAACUAAAAGCCGACAAAGAUUAUCACUUUAAGGUGGAUAAUGAUGAGAAUGAGCACCAGUUAUCUCUAAGAACGGUUAGUUUAGGUGCUGGGGCAAAAGACGAAUUACACAUCGUAGAGGCAGAAGCAAUGAACUAUGAAGGCAGUCCAAUUAAAGUAACACUGGCAACUUUGAAAAUGUCUGUACAGCCAACAGUUUCUCUUGGGGGAUUUGAAAUAACACCUCCUGUGGUCUUAAGAUUGAAGUGUGGUUCUGGGCCUGUGCACAUUAGUGGACAGCAUCUAGUAGCUGUAGAGGAAGAUGCAGAGUCAGAAGAUGAAGAUGAGGAGGAUGUAAAGCUGCUGAGUAUGUCUGGAAAGCGAUCUGCUCCUGGAGGUGGCAACAAGGUGCCACAGAAAAAAGUAAAACUUGAUGAGGAUGAUGAUGAAGAUGAUGAGGAUGAUGAGGAUGAUGAAGAUGAUGACGACGAUGAUUUUGAUGAUGAGGAAGCUGAAGAAAAAGUUCCAGUUAAGAAAUCUGUACGAGAUACUCCAGCCAAAAAUGCACAAAAAUCAAACCAAAAUGGAAAAGACUUAAAACCAUCAACACCAAGAUCAAAGGGUCAAGAGUCCUUCAAAAAACAGGAAAAAACCCCUAAAACACCAAAAGGACCUAGUUCUGUAGAAGACAUUAAGGCAAAAAUGCAAGCAAGUAUAGAAAAAGGUGGCUCUCUUCCCAAAGUGGAAGCCAAGUUCAUUAAUUAUGUGAAGAAUUGCUUCCGGAUGACUGACCAGGAGGCUAUUCAAGAUCUCUGGCAGUGGAGGAAGUCUCUUUAAGAAAAUGGUUUAAACAGUUUGAAAUAUUCCGUCUUACUUAAUUUCUGUAACAGUUGAUAUAUCUGGCUGUCCUUUUUAUAAUACAAAGUGAGAACUUUCCCUACUGUGUUUGAUAAAUGUUGUCCAGGUUCCAUUGCCAAGAAUGUGUUGUCUAAAAUGCCUGUUUAGUUUUCAAGGAUGGAGCUCCACCCUUUACUUGGUUUUAAGUAUGUAUGGAAUGUUAUGAUAGGACAUAGUAAUAGUGGUGGUCAGAUGUGGAAAUGGUAGGGAGACAAAUAUACAUGUGAAAUAAACUCAGUAUUUUA